AUGAACCCUGAAAGUAUGGACAUGGAACCAGAUCAUGCUGAAUCUGUAAUAGAGAAAUCGGAUACAAAAUUAUCUUUCUCUAUUGAAAGUUUACUGGCUAAUAAAUUCGAUAGUGGUGCCAGAGAUAAAGAAGAAUAUCCGUCGACUAGUGCUUUAAGUACUUUUUCAAAUAGUACCAGAGAUAGUGAGGUGCAUUGUGAUUCAGAUGAUGAAAGUAAUCAGAGUUCUGAAAAUGUUGACGUGGAUGGUUCAGGUGGCGGCGACGGCCAAGACUAUUUGGAUGAGAAGCACGUUGAUUAUCAACAAUCAGGAUCCAGCAUAUCCAGAGGGAAACGUGCUAGAACAGCUUUCAGCGCACAACAGAUAAAGAGCUUAGAAGCAGAAUUUGAGAAGAACCGAUUGCCUCCAACGCAACAACAACAAUGGAUGAAAACUAUCAGCAACGUCGCUAACACAAACCCACAUAAUCAAAUAAUCGACAGAAAUAUGUUCAGAGCCUUACCGAAACCCGAUAUACCACCAUUUAUGAUCUCACCUCCGUACGCGAACGAAAGAGUUUUUAAUUUGGAACGCAGCCUUAGUAUGCACGGAAAUGUCAAAAUUCCUACACAAAAUCGUAUUGUACCGCGAGAAGUUUAUAAUAACAUGGCGACAGCCCAAAGAAAUUUAGAUAUGUACAAAAAUAAUAUUUUAAAUCAUAACAGCCCCCCACAAGAGUCCAACGUAGAUCAUUUGAGAAGACUGGAGGAAAAUUUUAGUAUAUAAGUUUAUUGCUCACAUAUUUCUAGUCUAUAGUGUAAACAAAUCAUAUUUAAAAGUUCUAAAACCAAUAAAAAUAAAAGUUUUCAUAAGAUUAUUGUAGUUUUAUUUUACUGUACUAUAAUACUGUUAAUGUAAGCCACCAAAAAAAAAAAAAAGGAAACAAAAUAAUAAAUUAAUAUUAGACAACAUCACAACGUUGCUCAGAUUCCAAGAUUUGUAUUGACCAAAUUCUACACAGUGACGCCUCAGGUUAUAUAAGACUGUGAAAUUAUUCUGAUCAAUUUAAAUCCAUGAAGAUAAAGUUUAAAUCGUUAAUCUGUUUAACUUCUCAUAGACUUUUAAUGGCAAUGCAAUAAGAUGAAAUAAAGCAUUGGCGAAUACUCUAAUAAAUUUUACAAAAUAAUAGUUUAUCUACUUUCAUUUUGUGAAAACACAAGAUAAAUACGAAUUAGGUGACGUCUUGCGAGUCGCGACCAAUCAAAAUAACGU
Molecule: messenger RNA, 1251 nt
Organism: Diatraea saccharalis (sugarcane borer)
Lineage: Eukaryota; Metazoa; Arthropoda; Insecta; Lepidoptera; Crambidae
Source: the annotation of a GenBank genome assembly